GGCGUAGUUGCGAAAAUCGCCGGCAUUGUCUAAUAAUGGGAAAGUAUCGUGUCAUAUUUUCAUGGUGCCAUAAUUUUCUUCGUAAAGUUUAAAUUCGUAUCAUAAAUUUUCGCGAUCGUGAACACCCAGCAGCAUUUUCGAACGAAAAAAAGGACAAUUUCGGCGUACGCAUUUGAAAUAGUGGAAAGUGGAGUGUGGUGGGGAUAGUUUGCGCGUGCGCUCUACGUGACAUUUAUUAUCGUGCGGUGUCGCGUACAUGUACGAACGCCUUUUUGUGCUCCUGCCAAAGACGCUUUUCAUACAAUACAAUUUUAUUAUUAGGAGGUCUAUAAUAAAAUCCUCCAAUUCACGUACUGAUUUGAAGUAAUAUGAGUAAUGCACCCAAUCAAAAUGGAUCAGGUCUAGAGCAGCAGUUUGCUGGUCUGGACUUGCAAGGUAGCGGGCAAAGCAACCGUUACGUGCCCCCGCACCUUCGCAACAAGUCCGGUGGCGGCGGCGGCGGUAAUUCCGAAUCGUCGGGCGGCUACGAUUCCAGAGACACAAGAGGAGGAGGCGGUGGAAGCCGCAGCGGCGGUUACAGAGGCGGCUCAGGCGGCGGCGGCAGAGACAACCGCGGAGGAGACUUUAGCAGUUUCAACACACGCAACAGAGAUGGUUACGAGGGAAGGGACGGCGACUGGAACAACAGAAGCAGCGGCGGUGGCGGCGGCGGCGGCGGGCGAGAUCGCGACGGCGGUCGCUACCAGGAGCGGGACCGUGACCUGCACCGUAACGACCGGUGGCAGGAGCCGGAGAAACCGCGCGGCGGCGAUCGCUGGAACGAGGGCUCCGGCGGAGGAGGCGGCGGCGGUCGCUGGAGCGAGGGCGGCGAGAGAGGCGGCGGAGGCGGCGGCGGCGGCAACAACCGCCGGAACAACGAGUCCGCCGACUGGACGAUACCGCUGCCGAGGGACGAGCGCGUCGAGGCCGAACUGUUCGGCACCGGCAACACCGGAAUCAACUUCAGCAAGUACGAGGAUAUUCCUGUCGAGGCGACCGGGGAGAAGGUCCCCGCUCACAUUACAUCUUUCGAGGAGGUACAGCUGACGGAGAUCAUCAAGAACAACAUCGCGUCGGCUCGCUACGACACCCCGACGCCGGUGCAGAAGUACGCCAUUCCCAUAAUCGUGGGCCGCAGAGACGUGAUGGCGUGCGCGCAGACCGGGUCCGGCAAAACGGCCGCCUUCCUGGUGCCCAUCUUGAACCAGAUGUACGAGCGAGGCCCGCCGCAGAUAGCGGCGCACUCGCGCAGCCGCCGCAAGCAGUACCCACUAGGGUUGGUGCUGGCGCCAACCAGGGAACUGGCCACGCAAAUCUACGACGAAAGCAAAAAGUUUGCUUAUAGAAGCCGGGUGCGACCCUGUGUGGUCUACGGGGGCGCCCACAUCGCUGAACAGAUGCGAGACUUGGAUAGAGGUUGCCAUUUGUUGGUGGCCACGCCUGGUCGUUUAUUAGAUAUGAUAGACCGCGGGCGUAUUGGUUUGGAUUAUUGCCAGUACUUGGUGCUGGAUGAGGCGGAUAGAAUGUUGGAUAUGGGUUUCGAGGUGCAAAUACGGAGAAUCGUUGAGAAAGAAUCGAUGCCGCGCACCGGGGACAGACAGACUUUAAUGUUCUCCGCCACUUUCCCCUCGCCCAUACAAAUGCUGGCCAGGGACUUCCUCGACAACUACAUCUUCUUGGCCGUGGGUAGGGUGGGUUCCACCUCUGAGAACAUCACCCAAAAAGUUGUUUGGGUGGAGGAACACGAUAAACGUUCCUUCUUGCUGGACUUGCUGAACGUCGCUGAGCUGAACGUGCCGGUGGCGGAGAACCUGACGCUGGUGUUCGUGGAGACGAAGAAGGGGGCGGAUUCGUUGGAGGAGUUCCUGCACAACGAGGGGUACCCGGUGACGUCUAUACACGGGGACCGCACGCAGCGGGAGAGGGAGGACGCGCUGAGGCAGUUCCGUUCGGGGAACACGCCCAUCCUGGUGGCCACCGCGGUGGCGGCCAGGGGGCUGGACAUCCCGCACGUCAAGCACGUCAUCAACUUCGACCUGCCGUCCGACAUCGAGGAGUACGUGCACCGCAUAGGGCGUACAGGCCGUAUGGGUAACUUGGGUCUGGCCACGUCGUUCUUCAACGACCGCAACCGCAACCUGGCCUCUGGGAUGCUGGACCUCUUGAUCGAGGCCAAGCAGGAGUGCCCCAACUGGCUGGAGGGGGUGGCCUCGGACGGGCGCAUGCCUUCGGCCGGGCGCCGCGGCGGCAAGGGUCGCUUCGGCGGCGGCGGCGGCGGCGGCAGCUCCUUCGGCAGUCGCGAUUACCGUCAGCAGUCGGGCGGCGGCGGCGGCAUGCAGAGGAGCAGCCGACCCAGCGGCGGCGGAGGAGGCUACGGCAACAACGGCUACGGCAACGGAGGUGGCCAUUACGGCGGAGGCGGCAUGGAUAGGGGCGGCAGCUACGCCGGCGGGGGCGGAAACUACAACUCGAGCAGCAACAGUCGCGACGACUGGUGGGAAAAUUAGGAGACCACCGGACCCCCCGCCCACUGCCCCCCCGCCCCUCAACAACACUUUCUCUUCUCUUUCGACCCCCUUACAACGACCCCCCCCCCCGUGUGCAGCAAUUUCUCGUUUGUACCAAAUGUUUUCAGGGCAUUACAUCCAACAAAAAACUGCGGUGUUUUUAAUCCCUGCUCUUCACACAUACAUACAUAAAUAUUGUAUAUUAUAUUAUCUUUUAUUUAUUAUUAUUAUUGCUAUUACUACUUCUGCGACGAAGUGCUGCAGCGUGAUUUUAUAUUAUUAUCAUUAUUAUUAUUAUUCCGCUACCGAGUGGUAGUGAAUAUGAGUUUUCGUUAUUUUAGGUUUUUUUUCAUCGUAACGAAUAAUAAAACACUUCUAUAAUAAACCAUUUAAAAAAAAAGUAGGUCAUUUACAUAUAGUUACUAUGAUAGAUAAGAAACUACGUAAAUAAAUAAAAAGAAAAAAGUUCACAUUACCAAUGAUGUUUUUUCGUUGAUUGCUAUCAUUCCAAACGAUGAUGGUAUGGAUUAAAAUUGGGUAAUUUUUUAAUUAAUUUAAUUUAAUUUGAUUUGAUUUUGCUAUCCCACACGCGAACACGAUAGCAAAAAUUCGUUCGAGCAAAGCUGAACGAACCGCAAGUAUUUUGACGAGCCAAAAAAUAAUAAUUAACGUUUUGUCUUAACGUUUUCCUUAACCUCAAACAAAACGACCACUCUCGACUAAGACUACGUUCUCUAGUCAGCCGAGCCGCCACUGACGCCGCCGAAAUUUUUUGGCGGCGGGGCGGCGCCUCCAUAAGCGCAGGGCUCUUUGUAGCGUUGCAGUUACAGCUAUUUUAGGGCGCUAAGAGUAUUCUGAAUAACGCGACUGUGAUAUUUACCGAUGAUCUAAAUAAUAAUAAUUAUUAUUAAACGGCGUAAUCGUUUUUCUAUUUAAUUAGGGCGAUUAUAGAUUUUAAAGUGCGGUGCACCGCACUGACGUACCCAAGUACGACAGAAAAAAUGUUUCGUGUUACUGCGUGGCACAAACGUGGGGCGCCGUUUUAUUUUCCAUUCGGAAAUCAUUUUUGUGUGUGAUAUUUUCAAUAUCACUUUGGGAAUUUUGUUCUGCGAAUUUAUAAUAUCAUAGCAGAUGUUUUA
Molecule: messenger RNA, 3685 nt
Organism: Brassicogethes aeneus
Lineage: Eukaryota; Metazoa; Arthropoda; Insecta; Coleoptera; Nitidulidae
Source: the annotation of a GenBank genome assembly